Messenger RNA from Symbiodinium natans, 1353 nucleotides. The record is from the annotation of a GenBank genome assembly. Lineage: Eukaryota; Dinophyceae; Suessiales; Symbiodiniaceae.
AUGUCACUGCUCGCGCGCGGGCCCAGCUGGCGUCGGACGCGGUUCCGCAGGCUGUGCAAAGUGCACCGUGCACUGAAGGCCCGCGGUGCCGUGAAGGCCUGUGAGGCCGCGGACGAGGAUCAAAAGGAAGCGCGGAGUCCGCGCCAGCGAUGGACAGAGAGCCUUGACCUCGUCGGCGACAUGGCGCCGCGGGAAGCCUGGACUUAUCCAUUGUUUCAGGAGGAGUGGCGCUGCUUUGCUGGAUACCUUCCCCAAGCCUUGCCCCCCAAAACCAGAGCUCGCUUCUUCCGUCUGGUGCACGAGGGCACCGUGUGGCUGCAGCCCAGCGGCCGCUGGGGCCCACUGCCGCUCCAGACCGCGUGGAUGUGCCAGAGCCCCUGCAGCUGUCGCUACCGCUACGGCGGCGCUGAGGUGCUACCAGCACCCUUUCCCGAAUGGAUGGCCGAAGUGAUGUCGGUGUGCAUGCCGCUCUGCGGCCUCAGUGGAGGCCAGUGGCCCAACAGCUGCAACCUGAACCUGUACCAGGAUGGCCAGCAUUCUGUGGGUUGGCACGCAGAUAACGAGGCCUUGUUCCAGGGCAAGGUGAAGGACUGCCGAAUCAUCUCCCUGUCGCUGGGUCAAAGCAGGCGCUUCGAACUUCUUUGCGGUCAAGAUUUCCAUCGCCUCGAGCUCGGCGACGGUGACCUGUGCACCAUGGAGGGCAUGACCCAAAAGUAUUACAAGCAUCGUGUGCCGAAAGUUGCGGGCAAGAAUGUGGGCGCACGAAUCAACCUGACCUGGAGGUGGAUCGUGCAGCACCACGACUGCCCUUGCGCCCCCUGCGCUCCCUGCGCUCCUGCGCCCCAACCCUCCGUUCUUGCGCCUGCCACGAACGUCACGAAAAAGCGAGCCCUCCGAGAAACAGACGAGGAUGAAGAGGCCGGCGAGCAGUCCAAGCGGACGAGGAGGCUGACGAGGCCGACGCCAUCGCCCUCCGAGGCUGCGGACCAAAGCCAGUCUAAGGCGCCGGAAAAAAAGGCUUGGAUCAAGGGCUGCGGAGGACUGGCCAAGCCUGGUCCUUUUUGUGCUCACACCGCAGUGCAUGCAUCCUCCCUGGAUGCUCACACUCAGUUGGAGGCCUUCCUGGAGAAGGUGUUCCUGCCUGCUUCUGAGAGUUGGUACUCUCGGCCUUCCGUCGAGCCAGAGCUUCCUCUGCCGCAGCCAACUCCAGCGUCGGCGCCGGUGCCUUCCGAGAGGCAAGCGACUGAAGAAGCGCAGGAGGGAGAAGAAGGCGAGAAGGAGGAACGGGAGGAGGAGAGUCCCCCGCCUCCUGAGCCAGUGCCUCCCGCAUUCUGGCCGGGGGCUGAGGAGUAA